CCACCCAUAAUAAGGUACACUCGGCAGUCUACAAUGAACAGCGGAGUCGAGAGUACUCGUCGGACUGUCACUUUCUUGGACCAUGGUGGGGCACUCUACAUCAAUGGCUAUACCCCAGGACGAGAGCACUACCCUGCCCCACCCUCACGUUCUCCCUCACCCUCAACCAUCUCCAAGGAAUGUGGUAGUAGGUGUGAGGAUCUGAUUCGUUCUCCCAAUUACUUGUCACCUGGUGAUCCAUUGCUCUCCCACAAGCCUGCAAGGAAUAACAAGCCUCACGUCCAAUUCAUCACACGGAACAAUGAAGCAGAGAUGGAGAAAACAGAGGUCACGAAUGAUACACUCCAGGCCACAUCUCCAAACUCUGAAAACCCUAACGUCAGCCUUUCAUGUGAUCAAAUGCCCACCUCUAUCACUAUAUCCAGAGAGGUUCCAUCACUUCCCUGCAUCUCCACAUCCAGAGGACCAGAAGCCACACCUCUCAUUGAGCCAGUCUCACUGGAAGAGGUUAACAGGUAUUAAAUGUUAAAGUUAAAAAUCCAGUGGUUUGGAAAAUAAUUCAACCAACUUGCAUUUUGAAGAUCAGCAGGUAUGCUACCUACACACACACACAAAAAAAAAAAAAAUCUAA
Molecule: messenger RNA, 631 nt
Organism: Cherax quadricarinatus
Lineage: Eukaryota; Metazoa; Arthropoda; Malacostraca; Decapoda; Parastacidae
Source: RefSeq, a predicted model, not a curated record